GAUCCAAAUGAAGAUACAGAAUGGAAUGAAAUUUUAAGAGAUUUUGGCAUUCUUCCUCCAAAAGAAGAGCCCAGAGAUGAGAUUGAAGAAAUGGUUUUACGUUUACAGAAAGAAGCGAUGGUUAAACCAUAUGAAAAGAUGACCCUGGCGCAGCUGAAAGAAGGUGAAGACGAAUUUGAUGAGGAAGACAUCAAAGCUCUUGAGACAUAUAGAGAAAAGCGGUUACAAGAGUGGAAAGCACUUAUAAAGAAACAAAAGUUUGGAGAAUUAAGAGAAAUUUCUGGAAAUCAGUAUGUGAAUGAAGUCACCAAUGCAGAAAAAGAUUUGUGGGUUAUAAUUCAUCUGUACAGAACAAGCAUCCCAAUGUGUUUGCUGGUUAACCAACAUCUUAGUCUCCUAGCAAGAAAGUUUCCGGAAACGAAAUUUGUUAAAGCCAUCGUGAAUAGCUGCAUUCAACACUACCAUGACAAUUGUUUACCAACAAUUUUUGUUUAUAAAAAUGGUCAGAUAGAAGGGCAAUUCAUUGGAGUUAUAGAAUGUGGCGGGAUAAAUCUCAAACUAGAAGAACUUGAAUGGAAGCUAUCAGAAGUUGGAGCCAUACAGACUGAUUUGGAGGAGAACCCUAAAAAAGGCAUUCCAGAUGUGAUGAUCUCCUCAAUUAGAAACACUUCGAUCCACGACAGUGAUAGCUCCAACAGUGACAAUGAGACCAAAUAG
Molecule: messenger RNA, 717 nt
Organism: Jaculus jaculus (lesser Egyptian jerboa)
Lineage: Eukaryota; Metazoa; Chordata; Mammalia; Rodentia; Dipodidae
Gene: Pdcl2
Product: phosducin like 2
Exons: 5
Coding region: 91-717 (208 amino acids)
Biological process (GO): protein folding
Cellular component (GO): cytoplasm
Source: RefSeq, a predicted model, not a curated record